Molecule: messenger RNA, 1678 nt
Organism: Ixodes scapularis (black-legged tick)
Lineage: Eukaryota; Metazoa; Arthropoda; Arachnida; Ixodida; Ixodidae
Exons: 16
Coding region: 74-1297 (407 amino acids)
Source: RefSeq, a predicted model, not a curated record
GUUUGUUCGUCGUCACCGUGCUCGUCGUCAUAGCUUGUUCACUCGUCGUUGGAAGAAUUUGCAACUCUAAAUAAUGAACGACACCCACGAGAAACCAUUUAUUAUCGCAAAGUUUCCCGAUGAAGAGAAUGGUGUGGCACUCAUACAUGAGAGCUGGUUAGACGGGGACAUCUGCUAUUGGCCAAAGGACACUGGAAAGAUUCAAUCCUUGGUCAAAAACGGUGAGCAGCCGACGUCCGAGUGGCGGCGACUUCGAUGCAUUCCCAUUGGAUGGUUUGCAUCAUAUGACCAUGCACGGAAGAGGCUUCCUGAGGCUGAGGAGUUGUCAGACCUCUACAGUGAGAUUGAACAGCCGAAGAGGCGGCGUAGGCGAGCCAGGCGCUAUAGCACGGACUCGGACUCUGAUGACAGCUACCAGUUUGCUGUAUCCUUACCACUGCCAUCGCCACCAGCAUCUGCCUCGCCGUUGCAUCCAAAGCAACGUCCUGAUCGUAACACAGAGCUACUAAACCGAUCAACUCUAUGUGGUACUCAAGACAGGAGCCACAACCAGGUCACAAAGGCCCGUCUAGAUCAGUUCAGGAGACACAAGACUGCCAGAUCAGAGUCAGCUCUUCAGUGCAGAGAUCCUCAAGCAAGUGACAGCGCCAUGCCAAGCUGUUCCACAGCAGGAAGUGAUUUCAGGGCAGGAACCCCCCAUUUUAGUGCUGCAACAGGGUUGGUGCCACUCCAAAAUGAGCCUCAGGCAACUCGUUCCGAUCAUGUCACUCCAAAUUUUUUCAAGGAGAUCUUGCGCCUACUGCACAUCAUCCAAUUCAAGCUGAAUGAACAUGCACUGAAGUUAGAGUUGCUAACCACCCUGGUCUCGAACAGCAACGACGAGAACAUUCUUGUCUCAGGCGAAUCCUUUGGGCCCUUCAAUGAACUCGCAACGUUUUUAGACUUUGAUGCUUCUGUGGCAAGCUCCGAAGAGAAAAAAAAACGGCUGAUGGUCUCCUGGGGCAAGUACGGGGGUUCUUCUGGACCUGACAUGACAAGGAGAAUUCUCGUUGGACUGCUUUCCGACGACAUCGCUGUUCAGUACAGCUUCAAGGGGGGUAAAGGCAAGCGCAAGUUUAACGAACUCGCCUGCUGGGAAAUCAUUAAAGAAACUGUUAAAGCGCAGGGUAAGCUUUCUGGUGCCACGGAUUAUGAUGUCGAACAAACAGUUAAGUCAUGGUUGGCCCAUUCAAAGGAGAGACUGGACAAAGCAGCCAAAAAAGUUGGUAUGUCUGUGCCACCAAGCCCGACUGCCUAGCAUGUCUUCCGCAAGCAGGUAGCUCCAGAGAUUUUGGUGUUACUUCUUCGCCAUUAGCCCAAUACAGGAGCAGGUAGCUCCAGAGAUUUUGGUGUUACUUCUUCGCCAUUAGCCCAAUACAGGAGCAGGUAGCUCCAGAGAUUUUGGUGUUACUUCUUUGCCAUUAGCCCAAUACAGGAGCAGGUAGCUCCAGAGAUUUUGGUGUUACUUCUUCGCCAUUAGCCCAAUACAGGAGCAGGUAGCUCCAGAGAUUUUGGUGUUACUUCUUUGCCAUUAGCCCAAUACAGGAGCAGGUAGCUCCAGAGCGACAUCUUUGAAGAAUUUUUACGCCUAAGACGUUGUUACUAGUCAUACGUUUAAUAAAGCAACUUGGGAAAGAUC